AUGCCUAGCAAAGGAAUCGACUGCUAUUUCUACGUCGCCGUCGAAGGCUGCCAAAUCGAAUUCUCGGUCCCGGGUACCACAAUCUGCAAAGAUCAGCUCCGUCAAUUCGGACAAGACCACCUCGAAGUCGAUAAGAAAGAAAUCAGCGGAGCUUUCAACUUCAGCGGCACAUUCUCUUUCCAAGUCACGCAUAAUGGCAACCAAAUUGCUGAGGAGAGCAUUGUUAUCAAUGUAAUCACUGGCAAUUUGGAGAAUGGCAACCUACGAUCCAUGGAAAAUACACAGAGCGUUAUGACGGAAGAAGCGAUUGUCACAUAUGGCUUUUACGACGCGCCAGAUGCGAUAACCCAUCAAGGGUGUGCCGGGUUGCCGAAGAGUGAUCAAUGUUGGGUCUCCGUCGGGCCAAAUUAUUCGAGUUGGAUGGGCCAAAUUGCGCCUCCUGGGUCACCGCAGGCAGAGAAGCCGUUCUCGAAGUUCAUGCUCCCGGCUGCUCAUGAUGUGGGCAUGAAUUCCAUGCAGAAUUCAGAAAUGGUCCUCCAAAGUGAUGCGCUGAUUGAAGUAUUGACAAAAAUAAACCCUAUCUUUGCGAAGGUCGCGGGCAUGAUGACACGCGAAGCUGCCAAAGCAAUUGCCCCCAACAUCGUCAAAGGUCUGGCUCUUACUCAAAAAGAUACCCUCCCCACCAUCCUCAGCAUCGGCGUACGAUACUUCGAGUUCCGUCCUGCUUACUUACACAAUGAAAUCCGACAUUGUACUGGAAUCCCCGAUGAGCUAUAUUUCAUGCAUUCCGCCAUCCCCGGAAUGUCAUACGCCCAAUUCCUGCGCGAGCUCGUCGAUUUUCUAGUCCAACAUCCCGAUGAGAUCGCCGUUGUCCAACUUCGCUGGGAUGGUGUACCAGGCGAAUGUGCACAUCCCAGUGAUGAAGACAUGAACAACUACCUCCAGAACGCGCUCAACACCACCAACGGCGCCAUCGCUCACGGGACGUUGGACGAUAUGCUCACGAAAUCUACCGCCGAACUUCGCGCCGAGCAAAAACGGCUCAUCCUCUUCGUAAACUCUGAUUCCUUCUCCACCUACACGGACGCCGGAAACGCGACUAUCAACGGUGACUCGAUAAUCGAUGAAUUCAACACCCUUUCCCCUGAGAAACAGAAUGGUCAUCCAUUUACGAAUUUACAAUGCCAGGCUACGGCGACGAAUAUCCCGGAAGUCGUGGCGUUUAGUGUGCUGAAUACUAAUGCUAGUUCGAGUUGUUUGCUAGGCACCAAGCCGGUUUGUGAUUCCAAGACCCUACCCUGGAUUCAGAGGGAGGGGAGACGGUUGGUGGAUGGGAUUUUGGUUGUGGUUAUGAAUGAUUUUUGUGAUGCGGGGACUAGUGAUGUUUGUGUGGAGUGGAGUCGGAGGAGGCUAGAAGGUUAG
This is a messenger RNA of Hymenoscyphus albidus, 1422 nucleotides long. The record is from the annotation of a GenBank genome assembly. NCBI's taxonomy places the organism in Eukaryota, Fungi, Ascomycota, Leotiomycetes, Helotiales, Helotiaceae.